Salvelinus fontinalis (brook trout) is the source of this 1089-nucleotide messenger RNA. RefSeq lists its product as uncharacterized. Bases 317 to 1021 code for a protein of 234 amino acids. The transcript is spliced from 7 exons. The record is from RefSeq and is a predicted model, not a curated record. NCBI's taxonomy places the organism in Eukaryota, Metazoa, Chordata, Actinopteri, Salmoniformes, Salmonidae.
GGAGUUUUAUUUAUGGUCAGCGCACUCCCGACGCCCGAGCUAUCGUUUGCUUCACACUGACAUCAUAGCGGAUUACAAUGUCAAAUAUUUUGGAAGCAGCACUAGCCUCCGGUUUUACACCCCGUGAGAGAGAUUCGUCGUUUAUAUUCCAGUCAUUUGUAAUAUAAAGUUGCAAUAUUUUUCGCAUGAAACAUUUUUGGGGGAUGGAAUGAUGCAUUCAAGUUAAGGUUCCACAACGUUUGCAGCCUGACCCCGAGCCUGACCCCUGUCUCCCCUGUCUACAGGUCUAUGUAACAGAGAGUGGGUCAGGUCAGGGAUGCUGCAGCGUCGGAGGGAAUCUGACUCUCAUGGCCUGUUUUCAUCUGGAGAGACCUCCGACAAUGACUGUGAGAUGGGGGCAAGUUGUGGAGAAGUUGGCGUAGUGUGUUUGUGUGAGACUGGACCCUGCACACUAUACUCUGAAGCACAUACACAGACGCCGCACACACUGAAAUGUGAACACUGUGGGAAAAACAGGGUAGUGAUAACCAGGUACUCAGAGGGAUAUGGCACAGAGGAAGAGUGUGCACUGUCGGAUCCUCAGGGUGACAGCGAUGCAGACGCUGACAUCGAGGACACAGAUUGCAGACUACAGGAGCCAGGUUCUCUCCAGCGAAUCAGUUCGCGGAGACGGAAGCGACCACGAAUAGCACGGCAGGACACGACGGAGAGUGAGGACGAUGGGGGGAGGAGUCACAGGAGUCACCGCUGGAACCUCAGACUCAGUCCCCACCGGGCUCACAACAGAACCUUACUAGAGGAGAGUGUAUCACAGGUCAGACCGUUAGUGAUCUGUCGGCCCAGUGUCAGAGGAGACGGUCAGGGGCCUCCAGCCGAAGGGCCCAGAACUGGCCCAAAAUGGCUCUGGUUCCUGUGGCCCUCGUCUCUCUCCCUGCCUGUCGUUCUCCUCCUCUCCAUCCCCCUCUCUCUCUCCUUAGUCCUCAUCAUCAUAUCUUUCCUGAUGCCUCGGGCCAGUACUUGACCACACUUCUCUGUUUUAUUAAUUCAUUGUAAUAUUUUUCAUUGAGUAAUAUAAUUAUGCUUUAAUCA